Molecule: messenger RNA, 619 nt
Organism: Camelina sativa (false flax)
Lineage: Eukaryota; Viridiplantae; Streptophyta; Magnoliopsida; Brassicales; Brassicaceae
Source: RefSeq, a predicted model, not a curated record
UCCCCGAAACACUAAGCUCGUGCCAUAAGCUUUUAUAUUAAGAGAAAACACUUACCAAUCUAAGUGUCACCUCUCUUCUUCCUCAUAAAAAGAAACCUUAAACUAGUUUAUAUAUACCAAAUUAAGAGAUAAGCAUGACUCUCCUCAACACCGAAAACACAUGGGCCUUCGUCUUUGGCUUGCUCGGCAAUGUCAUCUCCUUCGCCGUGUUCCUCUCUCCUGUGCCAACAUUCUAUAGAAUUUGGAAGAAGAAGACAACAGAAGGGUUUCAAUCUCUUCCUUAUGUCGUGGCGCUCUUCAGUGCAACGCUCUGGCUUUACUAUGCGACACAGAAGAAAGAUGUCUUCCUCCUCGUCACUAUUAACGCCUUUGGAUGCUUCAUCGAAACCAUCUACAUCUCUAUGUUCCUUGCCUACGCUACCAAGCCAGCCCGGAUGUUGACAGUGAAGAUAUUACUUCUUAUGAACUUUGGAGGAUUCUGUAUCAUUCUCCUUAUCUGCCAGUUCUUGGUAAAAGGAGCAACACGUGCUAAGAUUAUCGGAGGGAUCUGUGUUGGAUUCUCUGUUUGUGUUUUCGCCGCCCCUCUAAGCAUAAUCGUAAGUACUAAUUAAUUAAGAGG